Messenger RNA from Cygnus olor (mute swan), 7031 nucleotides. It is a transcript of the gene GABPB2, whose product is annotated as GA binding protein transcription factor subunit beta 2. Gene Ontology annotation, molecular function: protein binding; transcription cis-regulatory region binding. The transcript has 9 exons. Gene Ontology annotation, biological process: positive regulation of transcription by RNA polymerase II. NCBI's taxonomy places the organism in Eukaryota, Metazoa, Chordata, Aves, Anseriformes, Anatidae. Gene Ontology annotation, cellular component: nucleus. The coding region runs from base 1481 to 2827 and encodes 448 amino acids. The record is from RefSeq and is a predicted model, not a curated record.
ACGUGACAGGGAUUCCGUUUAAAACGAGGAGAGAAACUGGUGGGUUUUUAUUAACGACUCAGUUUCUCCUUUCUUUUCCAAACACGCACAGAAUGGUAAACUCCAGCCUCGUAAAUGUGUGAGCUGGCAGUAAACCUAGCAAACGCAGAGUCCAGUGGAACUACUGAUGCCUGGAAAGUUGAAUGCAAGUGUUCUCGACGUGGGCAACAAGAAGGAGCACUGUAAAAAUAGUGUCUGUCCCACAAGAAGUCAGAGAAAAACAAACUGGGAAGUUCCUAAAGGGCAGGGGGUUGUGGAGGUCAAACACAGACGUCCUAAAUGCAUCAAAGGUCCAGAGCACUCUGCGCAAGUAAGUCCUGAGUCCUGGGCUCAUCCCCCUUAGGGAUCUUCCUUACGCGGAGCCAGAGGGUUUUGGCUUGCUGAGCCACAGAGGUGUCAGAGCUGGGUGCUGGCACUGUGCAGCGGUAGGGGACAGGUCCAAAGUAACCCUUUCCUUUCACAAAUGUUGUAGGAACGACUAGAUUUUUUUAUUAUUUUUUUUUUCCUCUAGCUCAUGCUUCUAGAAGUGUCUUUGUGACAGUGAACUAAGCAUCACUUGGUUCCUGACUUCCAAGACUCGAGUGUUGCUCAUAAUAACUGCACGCUUAGAAAGAGCUGCAAGUUUAAAAUAAUCUUACAAAGUGAGAUGUGUUUUUGGAGAGAGAAGUUAAUAAACAGCGUAGCCUGAUGAGGUUUAGGGCUUGCUGUUGAGCUUUACUUUCAGGGGCUUGUUUUACUGAUGGCUGUCUGUAUGUAGUGCAUCACUGAGGAAAGAGCGGGACAUUUCUCUUGAAUUCUUCAUUCAAGAAAGACCCUCUUUUAGAGCUUUCCAACUAUUUCAGAGAAUUGCAAUUGAAGGAAAUUAAAAACAUCAUUUACGGGCUUCAGUGCUGUUGGAGUCACUGUUGCACUGUAUGGCACAGCACACAGUUGCACAGACAGGCAUUUGUAGUCACUAAAUGAAUGUUGUACAAGAGUUAGUGGAUUGACUUUAAAGUCAGUCUUUCAUAGGACUGGCUACCAGCGUAACCCUAUUGUGGAGAAAAAUGCUGUAGUUCACUGCCAUAAACAUGGUAUGUCGAAUGUAGUUUGGAAUAAAUAGAGACACUGUUGUCUGGUAGGCUGACUGCAGGACUAGGAGCUUUUGAGUUCUGCUCCUUUUAUGACCUUGACCAAGUCACUGGAGUCACCAAGGUUUGUUUUAUUCUCUCCUGGCAGAGAGCGGGGAUAGUUCCCCCACGCUUAGCCCCAAGUGCUGGGGUCAGAGAGGGUCUUGGAGAUUAAAGUACUUUGAAAAUCAAAGUGAUGUGCAAAAAAUGUGAACUGCUUAGCUGUUGCUUUUAUAGGUUCUGCUCGUGAAACGGGAUCCACAUGGGCAAGUCUUUGUGUCGGUACAAGGUGCUGUUGAGCUUUCAGCAAAUACUUGUUCCCAUGUAUAAAGAUGUCCUUAGUGGACCUAGGGAAGAGGUUGCUAGAAGCAGCUCGCAAAGGCGAAGAUGACGAAGUGCGAACGUUGAUGGCAAAUGGUGCUCCUUUCACCACUGACUGGCUUGGGACGUCACCUCUUCACCUUGCUGCCCAGUACGGCCACUAUUCAACAGCAGAGGUGCUACUUCGAGCUGGUGUUAGCAGAGAUGCCCGAACAAAAGUGGACCGGACUCCACUACACAUGGCUGCAGCUGAUGGACACACUCAUAUUGUAGAAUUGUUAAUUAGGAAUGGAGCUGAUGUAAAUGCCAAGGACAUGCUGAAAAUGACUGCUUUACACUGGGCAACAGAGCAUAACCACCGAGACGUUGUAGAGUUGCUCAUCAAAUAUGGAGCCGAUGUCCACGCUUUCAGCAAGUUUGAUAAGUCAGCUUUUGAUAUUGCUUUGGACAAGAACAAUCCAGAGACUCUGGUAAUACUACAGGAAGCAAUGCAGAACCAGGUGAACACACAUCCAGAGAGAGCACAUCCUGUCACAAACACCGUGACUGUCACCUCACCGUUUAUUCUUGCACCAGGGGAAGUUCUCAAUCUUGCUAGUCUUGUCUCGUCAGCAAAUGCCAAAACAACCGCAGCAGGUGACUCACGUGUAUCUACUGUGCAGUUUUCCAAUUCAACAACCUCUGUGCUUGCCACACUUGCAGCCCUCGCUGAAGCAUCAGCACCUCUUUCCAACUCAAACAGAGCUACAGGUAAUACAGAGGAAAUAGUGGAAGCAAAUUCUGUCGAUUCUGCCAUACAGCAAGUGGUCGGUAGCGGAGGGCAGCGCGUCAUCACCAUUGUAACCGACGGAGUUCCCCUGGGCACCCUGCAGACAGCCGUCCCCACCAGCAGCCUCAGCCAGCCGUUCAUUGUCACCAUGGAAGAUGGACAGCAAGUUUUAACCGUACCUGCUGGUCAGGUUGCAGAAGAGACUAUUAUUGAAGAUGGAGAUGACGCAGAAGAGGAGGAAGAGCCACUGGCCAAGAAGCAAAAAGUGGAACAAAAUGUAAAUGACUUGGAGGAGAGCAAGGACAGCGAUGAAAGGGAAGUGCUACAGCAGCAGCUGCAAGAGGCGAACCGGAAAGCUCAGGAAUAUCGCAGCCAGCUCAUAAAGAAAGAGCAGGAAGCGGAGCAGUAUCGGCUGAAGCUAGCAGCCAUGGUGAGGCAGCAGCCCAACGGAGCUGAGGUAGCAGUGCUCGAAGAGGUCGCCGAGGUAGACACAGUUGUGGUAACCUCGGAAGACAUCGAGGGGUCUGCAUUGCCCAUGAUGGAAAUGGAUCAGCCAACUGAUAUCACUGUGGAAACUGUAACCUCCUAAUCCUGGGUUAUUGACUUGCUUUUGUAAAGGAAAAUAACACUUUUUUUUUUUAAUAAGGUGCUGUUGGCAAACAGUGUUGAGAGCAGAGGGCUGUUGUCAGAGCCACUGCACAACUGGAAAAUGAUGCGAUGGGGCUGCCUGAAUGGUCCCAUCACCAGGGAUAGAAGCUUCUACAGCAGCUCACAACGUAACUCUGCUUUCAGCACAGUGCCAAAAGGUGCUUUUAAAGCUUGACCUUGAAAGAUUGAAAGCUUUUACAAAUUUUAGCCAGCAAGUGACCUGAAGGCUUAUUUUGUGAUGUUAAUACCUGCAUUGUUGGGAGUGGAAAAGAAAUACCUCAUUGCCAAAGUAGCUGGUAUUAGCUCUCAGCUGCCAGGCAGUUGCAGCUUUGAAAACAGACUUUAUGCAAUAACCCGAGGUGUUCACUCCCUUCUCUGAAGUUGAGUGACCAGAUCUGGACCUUCAGAUAAAAACCAUUUCUUGGAGUGAUACGUUUUUAUUUACAAUCUUCUGAGGUGCAGGAGGGGAUUUCCCCACUUUAGCUAGGAAAUGAAUUGGCAUUGAACAAUUAUAUGUUUUGUUCCAAAAGUCUGCAUUUAGUUCACAGAGGCAAUCUUCAAUGCAAGAGCAAAGGCCAGGCUGACCGUGUGUCAGUUGGAGCGUUUCAAGAUAGCAGGGAAUGUUACAUUUUGCCUUCUUUGGACUGUGAAAAGUUCGGUGGAGCUCUACAUCAGAACCUUCAACCACCCAAAGGGAUCACAGAAGAAUCCUCCUCAAUUUUAUGAAAUUUAGUCAACUGUUCUAUUUGACAACUUCUGUGCUGAAGAGUAGCGCUGACUGAUUAUAGAUGCAAAACUAUACAUUUCAGCUCUUGCUGUAAGACAGCUUGUGAGCCAGUUUGUCUCUGAAGAUACAUAUGUCACUUUUUUACUAAACAGUUUUUAUUUUUAAAGAUGCUAAAAACCUUUUUUAACAAGCAGCUGAUCUUGUUACUGAAAUGUUUGUAUUUUUUUACUCUGCAGGCCUGUUUAUUAAAGAGGAUAGCUAAAUGCUUUCCUCUUUGCAGGCUUGUGGAUUAUGUGUUUCAAGACAGUGUGGAAAUUGAUUGGAAGGGCCCUGAAUAAUCGCAUAGCAAUUGAUAAUGAAAGCUUUUUCUCCCUCGGCAGUCACAAGCAAAAGAAGUGAAGUUUAGAAAAAUACCAUAUGCAUGCUGUUCUCUUGGCUGCAGAAGGUUGUAGAGGCUAGGAGCGACUUCCAGCUCCAAGGCCCUAGCAGCUGGCCUGCUUUCUGAAAAUGCCUUCUUGCAAGAUAAAAAUUCAUAGCUGUCUCGGCCCACAGUUUAUUGGUUUGUGUGUUUGUUUUUUCUUAAUUUCCAUGUCCUGCUUUUGUAACAAUUGGCAGUAUUUGAGGUAAUCAUUCAAUUUCAUGGUCCUUGCAUUGCUUUUUUCCCCCGUUACUUCCAGCGUGUCCAGAUAACUGUUUUCUGUUGGUUCAGAUACUGCCAAUGUUCACAUUUCUUUGCUGAUAGAUCAACCCAUAUCGGGAUGUUUGAGAUGUAACAAAAACUUAAGAGUUCAUAAGGCAUGAACUUAUGGUCACGGGCCGCAUUUGUUACCAUAAAAAAAAAAACCUGCUUUUCAUCCUAAAAUCACUCUCCAGGGCAGUGUGCUUCUGCCACAGAGCACUUGGCUCUCGUUGAUGGCGGUGCCUCGGGGGGUCAGCCCGUGGCUGAAGUGUCAUGGCCUUGUUUGUGCUGGACCCCAUGCAGGCAACAAAUGAUUUGUGAAGCUUUGCCGUGCUUUAACAGCUGGCGUUCACCCCGUCCCACGCAGAAACUCUUGUGUUGAGGCACUAGAGAAGAGCAUUCCUGGAGUGCUCGUGUCCAGCACCCUGCGAUUUAUUCGAGCUUUGGCCUCAAAGGGAGGUCAGGUCUGCCAAAAUCAUGUAUCCGGCAACGUUUGGCAGUGUUUAACCACUCGGGUUCAGUGACAGGUUUUGGGAGAGAAAGGUUUAUGAUACUAUUAUUGUAAAGGCUUCAUGAGACUUGCUGGGUUUUGAGAAUCUAAGUGCAUUUAUUUAUAACCAGUGUAGCUAUAUUUAUAACUAAGACUUUUUUAUCUUUUUCCAAAAGAUGUUUUGAAGAAGGCUUUAAUAAUUAUUUUUUAUGAAUGAAUGUUUGGAGAGACUUGGUUCCUGGCUGUUGACUUACACUCUGUGAAGUCAGUAUUUCCUUGCUGACUUCAAGCUUGUAUUAAGUUAUUUUCUUUUGUUCCCCAGAAUGUCCAAAAUUUGGGUCCAUUUGAUUGAACUGAAAAGUCUGUGUUGGAGGGUUCAAGACGGUAUCAGAGUAAAUCCAGACAGAUUCUUCUAAUAUGUUGUUCCAGAAACAUUACUGGAUGUAAAGGGACACUGUCAACUUUGGCUUCUCCGUUUUGCCUGAAGUUAGUCUAAUUAUUUGUAAAUUUGAAGAGCUGUACAGCUGAAGGCAGCUGUAGUACAAAUGCUGUGUUGUGCCUUUGAUAGCACUUUGAUUCUCAUGUAUUUCCAUGCUUCCCCUGAAAAGGGCCAGUUUUGCCAAAAAGUCCCUUCAGCUGGGAAACAAACUUCCCCUUCAGAAGAGAAGAAAAAAGUCUGUGGCAUUCAUGGUAAUUGGAUUUCAUUUAUAGAAUUGGAACAAAUAAAGCUGACAGUGUUCUUAAUGCUUCGCCUUGUGGGGGGAAAUCACACGUUAAUUUAUUUUUAGAAGUCCUCGCACACGGGGCCUGAACAAAGACCGAGGAGUAUUUGAUCUAUGCCCAGCAUUUAGAAAGAAUUAAACUCGUCUGUAUCCUCUGCUGUUCCACAGAAAGGAUUUGAGAUUUUUAGGCAGAGAAACAGCAGUUUUCUUGUCAGAUGUGGCCGUGUGGGUCUGUUGUUACUGGCGAGAUUAAGUGGCAGCUUCUGAGCGGGUAAAUAACCUCUCCUCUUGCACCUCCCACUGAAGUCAGGGCUGGACUUCGCCGUGUCAGGGCUUUUGUCACCCACGCCAUCUGAGUCCAGGCACUUCCCAGCAGGCCGUGGAUGGGCGAGCACAGGAGUCGAUGGGUUAAAGGCUAAGCAAGCCCCUUGCUCUUUAAGACUGUGCUAUCAGUGUGGAGCACCAAGAUCCUGCUGCCCAUGCUUCCAGCCCAACUUCCCGUCCUCUGCAAGCUGGGGAUUGCUGUUGCGCUCAGCUGCGUGCUUGGGCAGGCAGGAGAGUCCCAGAUGAUUUCCCGGCGAUGCUGAUGCAGAAGCUGUGGUCUGAAAUGAAUUCUUUCCCUUUUUCACUUGGCUGAAAAAGUCAGUGCGAUUUCUGUCCCACUGCAACCCCGAGGACAGUGAGGGCACAUGCAGCAGCCCAGCUCUGGCACCCUUGGGCCCCCUGCAGAGACCAGGCUCCCUGUGCUUUGUGGUUCUCCCCCCUCCCUCCCCCCCAAGUCCUGAUCCAGGACUGCUCCCUGGGACACAUUUCAGUUGUCUAGACUAGCGUGCCUUGUUUGUGCCUUGUUUCUCCUGUUUGAGGAGGUGACUUGGUGCUAAUUGAGCUGUUUUAGUUUUGAUUAGACAUCUACUUCCCUCUUUUUGCAGUAGCCAGCUAUAAACAGUUCCCAUUAUCCAAAAUGGAAGCAGGGCGUAGCAAAUCCUGUGGGGAUGAGCAAGGGAGGAGGUCACAGAAACGUGAGCUAAAUCUUCUGCAGCUGACUAUGCAGGGAUUUGUUUAGGCUGAAAUAAACGAACCCCAGGAUCGAGGGAGGCUGCGUGUGGAGACAUCCUCCAGGGCUUUCAGCUGGGGUGCCCCAUCCCUGCUGGUGGGAGCCCCUGACCCUGCUGCCUGCCUGUGGCUUGGUGCUCACCAGCUCUACCCAAUCUCUAUUUCUUUACUCUCACAUUCAGCAGACAGUUCCCCUGCCCCCCCCCCCCGUGCCAGGUGCAGCGCCCAGGUGUGUAUUUAUUGCAAGUUUUGUUUGCUGCUUCCCUGCUGCGGGUCCCUUAAGAACCCCGUUAGCAGACAAGGAACAAAGUGCCCUGCGGUUGCCCCGCAUUCCCGAUAGCUUAAUGUACAGGCUCCUGGUGUGAAAGCUCCAGCUUUUCCAUUUGUGUUUAGGGUAAAUGAUUGGAAAUGUGGAAAUUUAAACAUUUAUACAUUUUUGUACCGUUUCUUAAUAAAAUACCACAUCCUCAGUGA